AUGGAGUAUCUGAUGCAGUUGGAAAACCCGGAAUAUGUCAGGCGAUUCCAGGUAAAGUGCGGUGUCUUGAUUAGAGAGAGGUACUCCGGGUCUAAACACCCUACCAACGGGGAGAUAGCCAACAAAACAACCUACCACCAACACAAUAACGCCCGUCAACGACCCGGCGAAAACUGUAAACACAAGUAUGAAAACAACAACAACAACAACAACAAUAGGGACAUAGUGAAUACGAGUAACGGCAAUGGUUUUGGAGAAUGUGUACAUGUACAUUCCUACGCCGACGACAACACUACGGAUGUUGGCGAUAACAGCGACGUGCACGUGGAUUACGAAAUCCAAUACAAGUCGCUGUACUAUCUGGCGCAAGUGGGCGCGUUUCUUGGAGACGAAGUGUUCUACUUCUUGUUCUACUCGUACUUCGCGUGGAAUCUCGACGCCGUGGUCACCAGACACAUCAUCAUGGUGUGGUGCACGGUCAUGUAUCUAGGUCAGCGCACUAAGGAUUACCUGCAGUGGCCCCGCCCCCCGUCCCCACCCGUGGUUCGCCUGGAGAUGUGUCACUUGUACGAGUCCGCGAUGCCGUCCACGCACGCCAUGGCGGGAACCGCGAUGCCGAUCGUCCUGGCAACAGGAAUAUGUUCUAGAUACGAGGUACAUCUUAAAAGCGUAAAAAGGCAGAAAGCAAAUCAUAAAGAAAGACCCCCAGAAUAUUACUGA
Molecule: messenger RNA, 720 nt
Organism: Gigantopelta aegis
Lineage: Eukaryota; Metazoa; Mollusca; Gastropoda; Neomphalida; Peltospiridae
Product: sphingosine-1-phosphate phosphatase 1-like
Exons: 1
Coding region: 1-720 (239 amino acids)
Biological process (GO): phospholipid dephosphorylation; sphingosine metabolic process
Cellular component (GO): endoplasmic reticulum membrane
Molecular function (GO): sphingosine-1-phosphate phosphatase activity
Source: RefSeq, a predicted model, not a curated record